GCCUGGAGCCCAGAGCAACCAAAAAUUGUUCCUGCUCCGGGCUCUGCUCCGGCUAAAAUUGCUCUGCUUCAAGUCCCUGAUGUGAAGCGUCCGUUGUGGGUCCAGCGGCGGGUGCAGAACGCGAAAGACGUGGAAGACAUUUUCCGUUCAGUGAAAAAGAUGCAUGCGAAGCCGACCGACUCUAAGAUCUUCCAGUUGCCCACUUCGAUGGGCAUGUUGACGCGGUUUAUUCUGAAGUACGAGUGCAAGAUGGAGACGUACACGUCGAUCGUGGAGUGCGACAUGGAGGUUGCCGAAUACGCUGCGAGGAAUAAUUGCCUUGGGAUCCUUGCCCAGGAUUCGGACUAUAUCGUGUUUGACUCUGCACCGUAUUACCUGUCCAGUCAGAAUUUGAAUGUCGAUACUCUGGAAACUGUCAAUUAUGACCGAGAUGCCUUUGCAUGGGCCCUCGGAUUAAAGGUCGACCAGUUGCCUCUCCUAGCUUCCUUACUCGGCAAUGACGUGAUCCAUUCCCACGACCUGUUGCUGUUUCACCGGAAAAUAUGCAAAGAUUCCAAGUUUGUCGGCAGACCGAGGAUUGAGGAUAUUGUCCCGAAAGUGAUUCACUUCAUGAAACCAUUCGAAGGCUCUGCGUAUUCUUUGUCGCAGUCCGUAUUGAAUUCCAUUUCGAAAAAUGUCUUCGGCGACACAUCUCGAGCCAAUUUGUUCCAGCAAAGUAUCUAUUCUUACGCCUUGUUUCAAGCUCCUCCACCGCCGAUUUUAGUCGACGAAGCUGCUUCGAUGAGUUUGAAGCACCCGACGGAAGACCUUUUGGAAGCAGUGGAAAAAGAGCAUAGAAAUUGUGCACUUAUCCCCUACAUGCACUCGGUUCUCGCCCCGCCGCGUACCUGGGAAUCGAGCAGUGCCCUGGAAGACUAUGCUUCGGAGCAGCCGUCAUCAGCCCUCAUUUAUCGACCCUUGCGACAGCGAAUAUACAGCAUCGUGUUGGCCGGGGUUGCAGAGCGAGAAGCGGAACAGGGCCGCGAAGCACGUCUUCAGGUGAUUGAAUGGUGCGUUUACAAGGGCAACAAGCUGGAGAAGCCGGAUGUGGUGGAUGUAGUGCCGAUGCCGGAAGGUACGAAACCGGCCGAGGUCCUGUGGUUGGAUGAGCGACCGGAAGUGAAGGAGUGGCGCUGGGAAACGUUUUGCACGUGUAUCUCGGCGAAGGUGACUCCGGAAAGGUGGCGGAAGGUGGAGCCCAAGUAUUUGAUGCUCGUUGCGGUGCUUCAUUUUCUUACCAAGGUUGGUGCAAUUUUUUUUUUCGCCCAAAAGAAGAGUCGGCGUAUUACCGCA
Molecule: messenger RNA, 1332 nt
Organism: Notodromas monacha
Lineage: Eukaryota; Metazoa; Arthropoda; Ostracoda; Podocopida; Cyprididae
Source: the annotation of a GenBank genome assembly